AUGGUUUCCUUUUUUCCAGCCAUCUCCACCACGAGGUGGUUUGAACUUUGAGCCUUUUGUAGUCCUGAUGAAUAAUUUCAUUUUCCUCAAGUUUAUGACACUCGGAACGUCAAGAACUGGAGAGAUUAAAAUGGCUUCCAGAGGAAAGACAGAGACAAGCAAAUUAAAGCAGAAUUUAGAAGAACAGUUGGAUAGACUCAUGCAACAAUUACAAGAUCUGGAUGAAUGCAGAGAGGAACUUGAUACAGAUGAAUAUGAAGAAACCAAAAAGGAAACUCUGGAGCAACUAAGUGAAUUUAAUGAUUCACUGAAGAAAAUUAUGUCUGGAAAUAUGACUUUGGUAGAUGAACUAAGUGGAAUGCAGCUGGCUAUUCAGGCAGCUAUCAGCCAGGCCUUUAAAACCCCAGAGGUCAUCAGAUUGUUUGCAAAGAAACAACCAGGUCAGCUUCGGACAAGGUUAGCAGAGAUGGAUAGAGAUCUGAUGGUAGGAAAGCUGGAAAGAGACCUGUACACUCAACAGAAAGUGGAGAUACUAACAGCUCUCAGGAAACUUGGAGAGAAGCUGACUGCAGAUGAUGAGGCCUUCUUGUCAGCAAAUGCAGGUGCUAUACUCAGCCAGUUUGAGAAAGUCUCUACAGACCUUGGCUCUGGAGACAAAAUUCUUGCUCUGGCAAGUUUUGAGGUUGAAAAAACAAAAAAAUGACAUGGUGCAGAAGCUUGUAACGUUGAUCACACUCUUACUGUAAAUGGUGUCUUUCUUCUGGGGGUUUUCAGUUAUUGCAAAGAAAUGAAGAGAUUCUGGAAAUGCAUCAAUAACCUAAGAAAAAGCGACAUAAAAAUAUACUUAUGGCUUGUGUUUAUGCUCUUCAUCAUUGUGUGUUGUGUGGGGUUACCUGCUUGAGUGAUCCUGAACUUGUUGCGACAGAGGGACUUACUGGACUCUGUUCAUUAUGAUUUGUCUGUUUAAGAGAGAAAACAAAGUGGACUUGAUUUUUAUUAAGGCUGUUUUUAAGUGUUGAUAGCGAAUGAAAAGAUGUGAAGUAAUGAUAUUUUUCUGCUUACAACUUAUCCCCACUCAUUGGAGUGAACAGUGACGCAAGCUCAAUAGACUUCAUAAGUGUUCAUAGAAUUUUAGAGUUCUGAGUGAUCUUAGAAAUCAUUUCUGUUUUUACAAACAAGGGAACUGAGGUCCAGAAAGAGCAAGUGACUUGCUUAAAGUCGCAUCAGAGAGCUGAGGGUAAGACUCAGGUGUCCUGACUCCCAGUUUAGUACCUGUUGAAUUUUAUUUCUGUACCAUUUAAAAAAAAAUAAUUAACACUAUUUGUGCAAGUCAGUGUUUUUGAAAAUUCAGUGUCCCAAUAAAAAGUUGACUGCACACUAAGGGACCAUCCCUCAGCCUGUAAGCUGUCUGUAUGAAUGGGGCCCGUUGUAUCUUUGAGGUUGGAACAAUGGAAGCCCUGUUGAGCGUUUCCUAAAGUGACUUAGCCGCCUGUGUUGUUUCACCAGGGAAGCAAUAAGAAAUGGCAGCUAGAGGCCCUCCCUGUGUGUGACCUCUUGUCACACUCAGAGGGGGGUAACUGUCAGCUAUUAUCUAUUCUUCAGGUUUUGGAGAAACACAAAAUAAGUUAUAAGGAAAAGCAAAUUUCUCUCCUGAGUAUUUACAUGUCUCUGUAUGCUCAAAUAUGUAGAUGUGUCCCUAUGCGUGUAUAUUAGCUUAUUUCUUAGGCUCUAGCCAUUUUAUAUUCUUUCAUGUGCUUCUCGAUAUUCUUUUUCUUUGCACUUUAUACAAAUUAAAAGCAUUUUUAAAGCUU
Molecule: messenger RNA, 1811 nt
Organism: Symphalangus syndactylus (siamang)
Lineage: Eukaryota; Metazoa; Chordata; Mammalia; Primates; Hylobatidae
Gene: LZIC
Product: leucine zipper and CTNNBIP1 domain containing
Biological process (GO): negative regulation of Wnt signaling pathway
Cellular component (GO): beta-catenin destruction complex; nucleus; cytosol
Molecular function (GO): beta-catenin binding
Source: RefSeq, a predicted model, not a curated record